Molecule: messenger RNA, 2210 nt
Organism: Cynara cardunculus var. scolymus (artichoke)
Lineage: Eukaryota; Viridiplantae; Streptophyta; Magnoliopsida; Asterales; Asteraceae
Product: probable mediator of RNA polymerase II transcription subunit 37e
Exons: 2
Coding region: 64-2001 (645 amino acids)
Biological process (GO): cellular response to unfolded protein; protein refolding
Cellular component (GO): cytoplasm
Molecular function (GO): ATP-dependent protein folding chaperone; ATP binding; misfolded protein binding
Source: RefSeq, a predicted model, not a curated record
UUCAUUCUCUCUCAAAUCCUAAAACCACUCAGUGUCACCUAAACAGACAAGAGGUACAAGAUAAUGGCUGGCAAAGGUGAAGGUCCGGCUAUCGGAAUUGAUCUGGGAACAACAUAUUCGUGCGUUGGUGUUUGGCAACAUGAUCGUGUCGAGAUCAUUGCCAAUGAUCAAGGUAACAGGACGACGCCGUCUUACGUUGCUUUCACCGAUUCCGAGAGGUUGAUCGGUGAUGCCGCCAAGAAUCAGGUUGCAAUGAACCCUACCAACACUGUUUUUGAUGCAAAACGUCUGAUUGGUAGGAGAUUUAGCGAUUCUUCUGUGCAAAGCGACAUAAAGUUGUGGCCUUUCAAGGUCACGUCUGGUCCAGCAGAGAAACCCAUGAUUGCUGUUAAUUACAAAGGUGAGGAGAAGCAAUUUGCUGCAGAGGAGAUCUCCUCCAUGGUGCUUAUUAAAAUGAAGGAAAUUGCAGAAGCUUUUCUUGGAUCAACAGUGAAAAAUGCUGUUGUCACAGUUCCUGCCUAUUUCAAUGACUCCCAGCGCCAGGCUACAAAGGAUGCUGGUGUGAUCUCUGGCCUAAAUGUCAUGCGUAUUAUUAACGAGCCAACUGCUGCUGCAAUUGCUUAUGGUCUUGACAAGAAGGCUAGUAGUGUUGGUGAGAAGAAUGUGCUUAUCUUUGACCUUGGUGGUGGUACUUUUGAUGUGUCUCUUUUGACUAUAGAAGAAGGUAUCUUUGAGGUGAAAUCAACGGCUGGUGACACUCACCUUGGUGGAGAGGAUUUCGAUAACAGAAUGGUGAACCAUUUUGUGCAGGAAUUCAAGAGGAAGAAUAAGAAGGAUAUUACCGGCAAUCCAAGAGCACUCAGGAGGUUGAGAACCUCUUGCGAGAGGGCAAAGAGAACUUUAUCGUCCACAGCUCAAACCACCAUUGAGAUUGACUCUUUGUAUGAGGGUAUUGAUUUCUACUCCACCAUUACUCGUGCUAGAUUUGAGGAGCUGAAUAUGGAUCUGUUCAGGAAGUGUAUGGAGCCCGUUGAGAAAUGCUUGAGGGACGCGAAGAUGGACAAAAGCUCGGUCCAUGAUGUUGUUCUUGUGGGUGGAUCCACCAGGAUCCCGAAAGUCCAGCAGUUACUUCAAGAUUUUUUCAACGGGAAGGAGCUCUGCAAGAGUAUAAAUCCUGAUGAGGCCGUUGCUUAUGGUGCUGCAGUCCAAGCUGCAAUUUUGAGUGGCGAAGGAAAUGAAAAGGUUCAAGAUUUGCUUCUUUUGGAUGUCACCCCACUCUCUCUCGGACUUGAAACUGCUGGAGGUGUCAUGACUGUUCUUAUUCCAAGAAACACGACCAUCCCAACAAAGAAGGAACAAGUAUUCUCGACAUAUUCAGACAACCAACCUGGCGUUUUGAUUCAGGUUUAUGAAGGCGAGAGAACAAGAACCAGAGACAACAAUUUGUUGGGGAAGUUUGAACUCUCGGGCAUUCCUCCAGCACCUAGAGGGGUCCCACAAAUUACGGUCUGUUUCGACAUUGAUGCCAAUGGGAUCCUAAACGUGUCUGCAGAAGACAAAACCACAGGGCAGAAGAACAAGAUCACGAUCACCAACGACAAGGGACGGCUUUCGAAGGAGGAAAUUGAAAAGAUGGUUCAAGAGGCAGAGAAGUACAAGGCAGAGGAUGAGGAACAUAAAAAGAAGGUGGAGGCUAAGAAUGCCUUGGAGAACUACGCUUAUAACAUGAAAAACACCAUUAGGGAUGAGAAGAUUGGGGAGAAGCUGAACCCAGCAGACAAAAAGAAGAUUGAAGAUGCAAUUGAUGAAACGAUGACAUGGCUGGAUGGCAACCAGCUUGGUGAAGCAGAUGAGUUUGAAGAUAAAAUGAAAGAACUGGAGAAUGUGUGCAAUCCGAUCAUUGCGAAGAUGUAUCAGCCUGGUGGUCGUGGAGCCAUGAAUGUGGAUGAUUUUCCUCCUGCUGCUGCUGGCGCUGCCCCUAAGAUUGAGGAGGUAGAUUAAGUUCGUCAUUGAUUGCUAUCGUUUGUUCAGAUUUUUUUAGGAAACAUUUUGUUUGAUUUUGAUUAUAUGGGAGGUUUUGGCGUAUUUAUUAGUAGAUCGAUGCCUUGGGGCGAAGAAACACUUUGUUUGGGCGGUAUGCCCCUAUUUUGAAAUUGUUUGUUUGAAGAAUAUUGGUGAAGAUUACCAAAAUGACUUUUGGUCUUGCAGUA